Messenger RNA from Phlebotomus argentipes, 888 nucleotides. RefSeq lists its product as uncharacterized. The record is from RefSeq and is a predicted model, not a curated record. The transcript has 2 exons. The coding region runs from base 105 to 722 and encodes 205 amino acids. NCBI's taxonomy places the organism in Eukaryota, Metazoa, Arthropoda, Insecta, Diptera, Psychodidae.
GCUCCCGACCAGAGGCUCGGCCUCUAAUGCCUGGAAAUAAGUCUGCCAGUGUUGUGUUGUGUCGUGUAUUUCCUGUAUUUCUGUGAAUCCUGGAGAAUCAAGUCAUGGAGUAUGACUUGUUUGUCGCGGAGCCCGCUUAUGACGACCUGAAUCUUGUGGUUUAUGGACCAAGGCAGAUGCAGAGAAAGUAUUAUCAAUUCGGCAGGCGUUCCGAGGCGGAAAGACCCAAGAGUGCGCAGGAUGACCGCGAGAAAUCGCCGUUGUCCUCUUCCGGAUACUACUCGGACAGCGAUUCGACGCCCAUGAAUCUGGCUCGUCGUCGGCGCCGCAUGAAGAGGCGCUCGUACUCACCAGGACCAUUCUUCGGCGAUCCGGACUUCGGUGGCUUAAGCCCCAUCGGCAGUUUGAGCGUGCUGAAGAGUUACUCCUCGUCCAGGGCGUCCAGCAUCCAUAUGGUGGAAUGCGACGAUGAGGACCCUCAUGGGCUUCCCAAUGACGUGUUCUAUCCUGAUCCGCCACAACUGGAGAUCCUGAACGAACGCAUCACGUGGAAGAAUCUCCUCGGGUACUUCGCGUUGAGCAAAUUGGUGGCAAAGUUCGAGUGUAUGCGAAAGGGACUCAGCAAGUGGUUCUUCAACAUGUCCCGGAUGGACUUUCGUGUCCAGAUGGGAAUUCGGGUGCCAAGGGAGCAUGCCUUGCUGGAUCAAGUGCGAGAACUCUGAGCAGCUUCCAGAGCGCGCAAACUGUCCUGAAGGACUUUUUCUACCCAAAAUUCAUCAAACAGUGAUUAGCGGUUGAGCGAUUUUCCCGCCAAGAGAUUCAACAUUGCGGUGAAAAUAGGUGGAAAACUUCCAUUUGGGACUUAAUAAAAAAAAACCCGAAUAAAAA